AUGCCCGCGACAAGCUCGCCGCAAGAGCAGGGGGGGCAUGGGGAGUACCCGCAACAGCCUGAGCAGCAACAGCAGCAUCAUCAGCAACUUGACGAGGAGCAAUGUAGCAACUCUGAACCUCAGACUCUGCCUCAAACUCAGCAGCAACAGAACCAGCGCUCACGAUCACGACCACAGCAUCAGAACCCUCGACGGCCCCCGUCCAGCACGCACCUUGCCGUCCCUUCAGCAGCCGCCGCCCGCUCGUCUUCCCCAUCAUCGUCCUUCUCGUUCGUGGCCACGCCUUCAGCAACGCCUUCGCCUUCGGCCUCGGUCUUGUCCAUUGACGUGUCGCGCUCGUCCAGGGAAGCCUCUCCUCCGAUAGAGACACCCUCUUCCUCCAGCGCCGAGGCCCAUAACGGCCGUGCCCUCAGGCAAUUCGACACGAACGACGAUCGCGAAGACAGCUUCGACAGGGACAGCGAGGAUUACGGGCGCGAAAGAUAUAACCCGGCCAACAUGGCGAGCUGGUCGGGAACGCCCUCGAUCAAGGGCAACACCGAGGCGGUGCGAAUGGUGUUGUUGAACUUUAUCACCAUUGGCGUGACCUUCACAUGGGGUGUUGAAAUGACAUAUUGCACACCGUAUCUGCUUAAUCUCGGCCUUAGCAAGAGCAGCACCUCUCUAGUCUGGAUUGCUGGUCCAUUAUCCGGCCUCGUAGUCCAGCCCGUUGUUGGAGUCAUUGCGGACGAGAGCAAGUCAAGAUGGGGUCGUCGACGACCGCUCAUGGUCAUUGGCUCUAUAAUUGUCGCCAUCAAUCUUCUCGUCCUUGGUUUCACACGAGAGAUUGUGGGAUGGGUGGUGAAAGACGAGGAGGGGGCGAAACGUCCUACAAUAGUGCUAGCUGUUCUGGCCAUCUAUGUUGUGGACUUUGCCAUCAAUGCUGUCAUGUCAUGCGCAAAGAGUCUCGUUGUAGAUACUCUACCAUUGGAUAAGCAACAGUCGGGCGCAGCUUGGUCGAGUCGCAUGUCUGCCAUCGGCCACAUGAUCGCCUAUGGUGCUGGAGCUGUUGACUUGGUGCAAAUAUUUGGAACCACGCUCGGCUCUACGCAGUUCAAGCAGCUCACUGUCAUCUCGACCGUCUCCAUCCUGGGCUCAACAGCUCUCACAUGCUGGGCCGUCACAGAGCGCGUAUUGAUCUCAUCCAAGCCUACUCAGCAUCAGGGUCGGUUCAAGGUCUUCCGUCAGAUCUACUCGACUCUGCUUAACCUUCCUCCUCGAAUCCAGUCCAUCUGCUGGGCCCAGUUCUGGGCGUGGAUCGGCUGGUUCCCUUUUCUCUUUUACAGCACCACAUGGGUAGGCGAAACGUACUUCCGCUACGAUGUGCCAGCCGACGCGAGAAAGUCUGAGGAUACUCUUGGAGCGAUUGGGCGUAUUGGUAGCACUGCGCUCGUCAUCUACUCCAUCAUCACCUUUGCCGGGGCUUGGGUGCUGCCCAUGUUUGUGCAGUCGCCCGAAGACAAUUCGUAUACUCACCGGCCACCCCAGGCCAUCGCAGGCUUCUUGACACGCUUCAAUAAGGUGAAGCCGAGUUUACUAACUGCAUGGAUGAUUGGGCACUUGAUGUUUGCUGGCGCCAUGUCCUUGGCGCCCUUUGCGACGAGCUUCCGAUUCGCGACAGCGCUGGUGUGCCUGUGCGGCAUACCGUGGACACUUGCCAUGUGGGCGCCAUCCGCCUUUCUCGGCGUUGAGGUCAACAAACUCAGCGGUGGCGCCGGUGCCGACGGCACAUAUCGUCGCAUCUCGGACGAGCCCGAUAUCGAGCUGCCGGAACUCGACUCAGAUGAGGCUCCUCUGCGUCUAGAGCAUGGGCCGGGCGACUCACCUCCGACAGCAUCGACGGGCGAGCUGUCGGGUAUCUACUUUGGCAUUCUCAACAUCUACACGACGCUACCGCAGUUUGUCGGAACCUUCAUCUCCACCAUCGUGUUUGCCAUCCUGGAGCCGGGAAAGAGCCCUGAGCUGGCUGGAGAUUCAAAGGAACCGUCAGAUCCGACUGGACCGAAUGCGAUUGCGGUUUGCUUGUUCAUCGGCGCCAUGAGCAGCUUGGUUGCGGCGCAUGUAACGCGGAAGCUGAAAGAUCUAUAA
This is a messenger RNA of Fusarium keratoplasticum, 2127 nucleotides long. RefSeq lists its product as uncharacterized. Bases 1 to 2127 code for a protein of 708 amino acids. Lineage: Eukaryota; Fungi; Ascomycota; Sordariomycetes; Hypocreales; Nectriaceae. Gene Ontology annotation, molecular function: sucrose:proton symporter activity. The record is from RefSeq and is a predicted model, not a curated record. The transcript has 6 exons. Gene Ontology annotation, cellular component: membrane.